Molecule: messenger RNA, 2900 nt
Organism: Rhipicephalus microplus (southern cattle tick)
Lineage: Eukaryota; Metazoa; Arthropoda; Arachnida; Ixodida; Ixodidae
Product: zinc finger BED domain-containing protein 4
Molecular function (GO): DNA binding; protein dimerization activity
Source: RefSeq, a predicted model, not a curated record
UGAACUGUACGAUACUACAUUUUUCCAUCCUAACAGUUUUCCCACGUGCAGUUUUCCAUUCCAACCUUUUUGAUCGUGAACGAGGCGGAGAGGAUGAAAGAUUUUACGAUACAGCCCCUAGAGGACGCAGCCGCUCGUUAGCGCGCUUCGAUCGCACGCGUCAGCCCGCGCCCUGACGAGUUCCUGGCGUUGUAUUCCAAACUUCCAAUGAAGAGAGGAGUUCUUAACGACCCCGUCACCCACUACAUCCUGUUUCAACCAGAAAUCGGAACAGAAGAGACAAGCCAAGCCCCUGAUACACCAGGCGACGAUGCUGUCUAUGUGGUGGAUGAUUCGCCUGAUCAUUCUGGUGCUGUUGCCACUGAAGAAUGGCUGUCAGCAUCAGGUAGCUUUUCUGAAUGCAGCACGACAGAGCAAACUGCAAAUGACGUGAAAACGAAGAAAAAGCACUCAUUUGUUUGGGAACACUUUGAACGCCACACGUUAGACAAGUGCAGCCAAGUGUGCAAACACUGCAACAAGAGUGUACGUCUCGGAAAAGAAGGCGGCUGCAGUAAACUAGGCACCACAGCUAUGCGUCGCCACCUUGAAAUCCACCAUGCUGAUAUUUUGCCUGGUGUAUCGCCUCGAGCAAGCGCUGUGCGCACCAGAAAAUCGCAAGCUGUGAAUUUUCCAAGUGACACUGCAGUAGCCAGUGGCAGAAAGAAGAAGAGCUUGGAUGGGAGAAGCAAGCGGCAGCUUUCAUCGUCAGUUUGGCAGCACUUCGAUUAUAAUAGGAGUGACAGAUUCCUGGUAGUGUGCAGAAUCUGUAGAAUGCAAGUGCGUUUGGGAAAGGAUGGUGGCUGCAAUAGAGUGGGCACAACAGCAAUGCACAAGCAUGUCACCAUUCAUCACAAAUUCUUACUUCAGAAAAACCCCGCACUCGGGAUGAGAGAUCAGAGCCACAGCAGGAGAAGCCAGGAUAUGUCCUGCAACAUGAAAAAAGGGCCACAAACGUCACCUAUGAUUGCUACUGAACACCACAAAACAUCUGAAGCCAAGACAGAGUCCUGUGCUCCGCAUCACUUUAAUUUAAUGGCUCUAAACCACUGCUUGGCAAUGUACAUAGCUAACAGUGUCCGGCCGUUUUCAUUUGUAGAAGAACCAGCUUUUCUUGAGUUCAUGCAAUGUUGUGUGCCACAAUGGAAAGUUCCAGAUAAGGGUUAUUUUGCUAACUCUGGAGUUCCUGCACUCGCAACCAUGAUUAAAGAAGCGGUGAAGGAAGACCUGAAGACUUGUGUUGGGGGUAUGGUGCACCUAGGCACUGAGACGUGGCAGGGCCCCCACAUGUCUGACUUGGUGUCUGUUACAGCAUUCUGGGUGAAGUCUCAAGAGCCUGAACAGAAUCUUGUAAGAUGCAAGGCCGUCUUGGAUGUUGUCAAUCUUGGAGAGUCGUGCACUGUUGAAAACAUCAAUCAAGCUCUGGAGACAGCCAUUAAAAAUUGGCUACUGCCCGCGGAGCUUAGGGUAGGAAAUGUGAUUACUGAACGUUUACCCAGUGAAGCACUGUGUUUCGCAGAAAAGCAGCUGAAACAUGUCACCUGCAUGGCCCACUGUCUCAACUUUGAAGUAGAAAACCUACUCUUCACGUUUCAUAGUAAGUUAGCCGACUCUUUUGAGCUGGCUCGUUCUAUUUGCAGCCAGUUCUGCCAUAGUGACACAGCUAGAGCCAAAUUAAAAGCAAUCCAAUUGCACCACAACCUCAAGCAGCGGCCGCUCAUGCCAGAUUCUCCUACUAACUGGAAAAGUACGUUGCGCAUGUUAAAGCACUUCUGUGAGCAGAAGCUGGCAGUAAAUGAGUAUCUGAAAGUGACAGGUGGAAGUUUGGUCAGCCCAGAGCAAUGGUUAGUGCUCAGAGAUGCAGCUAAUGUGCUGCAGCCUGUGGAAGAAGUUGUUCGCCUUCUGAGCAUGGAUUCAGCCAUGCUGGGACAGGUCCUUCCCCUGCUCUGCUUUGCUGAGAAGAUGCUACAGAGCACAUUGGAAAGAUCCGAGGGAGGCAGUCCUGCACAUUGGCUUUCAGCCCACCUCCUUUCAAAGCUUAACUCAAGCAGCCAUGUAACUGCUGUAAAAGGAGACCUCACAUACUGGACUGCAAGUUUCUUGGACCCUCGUUUCAGGGACACCUUUUGCAGUUACAUCGGCAGUGAUCAAGUGACGGCAGAGCAAAAGCUCAAUGAAGUAAAGAGGCACCUCAUCAUGAAAAUAGGCGAAACUUAUAAAGGCUCUACAAAAUCAUUAUACGCAGCUAAUACUGAGAAGUUGCCGUGCCAAGAUGAAAGUGCCCCAUCACUCGAUGAGGACUUUUCACUGUGGCUUACAAAUGCCGAGCAGAUGGGGCUCACCAGAUCCAAGGUGGAAGUUUCUUCAGACUGCGCAAACAUAGAGGAAGCAGCAACUGCCAAGUUUGAACUUGAGGCAUACAUGCAAGACAACAUUGCCGAUUUCUCAGCACCCAUGAGUGAUCCGGCACUGUAUUGGCAGACAAAGCGAAUGAUUUGGCCUUCUUUGUACUCUGUAGCAGUUACAUACCUGGCAUGCCCCCCGACCAAUACAUACUCAGAAAGAAUGUUUGAAAAAUACGGUGCUGUUACUACUGAAGGUAGGCAGAGUAUCUGUGCCAAUACUCUGAGCUUAUUGUGUUUCAUACGAAUGAAUCACAACUGGGUGCCAAAGGACGUUUCAGAUGCGCCGGCUAAUGUUAUCAACUCUUUACGCAAUGCCAUGGACAGAGGCAACACUGAUCAGAAUAUUGACUCUCAUUUUGUAGGUGCAGAUAGUCAAGUGCUACUGAAAAGAGUUCUUUUCCAGGAAUAAAGUCAUCACUAACAGGUUACAAAGUUAUCCACUGUUAGGCAACAGCA